AUACUCAAGUGAAGUGGAUGUUCAAAAGUUUUUCACAACCCAUGGAUAAGGAUCUCGUGCCAGAGGAAAGCGCUGGUGGCGACGAUCAGGCUUUUGAAAAGAACGAAGAAAACAUAGCGACGCUCUCGGAAGUGUCUGACGGCACGGGCUCUGUCAAAGUCAAAGCAUUACAGAAGCCAUACACACAGGCACAAUUAAAAUCACAGGAGACAUAUAUAUUGGAUACAGUGAGCGGCAGUAUUUACGUUUGGCUCGGAAAGCAGGCUUCACACAAGGUAAGGAAACUGUUUAAUCUAACUCGUAAGAACUCUUCCUUUUCCUUCCCAACAAAACUCCGAUUUAAAACCAGGAUCCCCCACGCCAUCAGCUACUACUAA
Molecule: messenger RNA, 377 nt
Organism: Pieris rapae (cabbage white)
Lineage: Eukaryota; Metazoa; Arthropoda; Insecta; Lepidoptera; Pieridae
Product: gelsolin-like
Exons: 3
Coding region: 18-377 (119 amino acids)
Source: RefSeq, a predicted model, not a curated record